AUGGCGAUGAAUAUCCAGCUCCUGGGAGUUAUCCAGAAAAUGCAGGCAGAGAUCAACAGGCUGGAGACAGAGAAUCAUGCCCUCCGGACGAAGCUGAUAGCAGGCAGUGAGAGGAUCUCAGACUCGGAAGGAGAUCCAGAAAGGGAAAGGGAAGAGGAAGUCGCAAACCUUGGUAAACUAGACAAAGUGCCCAGACGGUGUCCAGCACCUCAGCAUGAUGGUGUCUCCACCCAUGAAGCAUCGGCUGUGCAGGAACACCCAGGCAAUGUCAUGAUUGUGAGGCGCUAUUCCAUUCCCUCACCUACUCAUUCAUUGGCCAAAAUCGAUCCUUGGGACAACAGGAAAAGAUAUGCAAAUGAUGGAAUUCUUGAAGUUCGUGAGACAGUUAAAUCACUGGAAUGUUCGUCAAGUACAAAAGAAGAAAAAGAAGAAAAGAUGGUUGCAGCAGAUUCUAUAACCAGCCAAAGACCCUCACCUGAGCACAGGCUGGGGGGCAGAGACAAGAUAAAAACAGUCAGUUUCCUGUUACCUGUGGAUAUGUCUGCAUAUUCCAAACCAUUAGAUCCUUUGGAAUGUUCACCAGAUCAAGCCACAAAUGAGCUAAGCACCAUUGCAGAAUAG
This is a messenger RNA of Sorex fumeus (smoky shrew), 621 nucleotides long. RefSeq names its product coiled-coil domain containing 195 (gene CCDC195). The record is from RefSeq and is a predicted model, not a curated record. Lineage: Eukaryota; Metazoa; Chordata; Mammalia; Eulipotyphla; Soricidae. Bases 1 to 621 code for a protein of 206 amino acids. The transcript has 3 exons.